UUUUACUCGUUUUGUUUCAGAACUCCGAAAUAUCGCUGUUUGAGACGAAUAUUCGUUUCAUGGGAAGCCUGCUUGCCUGUUACGCUCUCACGGGAGACGUGAUGUUCCGGGAUAAGGCGGCGCAGCUCGGCGAACGGAUGCUGCCUGCCUUCCAGACGGAAACCGGAAUUCCUCAUUCCCUCAUCAACCUCCAUACCGGGGCCAGCAAGAAUUACGGUUGGGCGAGCAGCGGCUGCAGUAUUUUAUCCGAAAUCGGGACGAUGCAUCUUGAGUUUACCUACUUGAGCGAUAUAACGAAUAAUCCAGUGUUCAAGAGCAAAGUUGAGAACGUAAGGAAGGUCCUCAAGAGUCUAGACAAACCGAAGGGUCUAUAUCCGAAUUAUAUCCAUCCGAGGACAGGAAAAUGGGGUCAACAUCAUAUGUCGCUCGGUGGACUCGGUGACAGUUUUUAUGAGUACCUACUGAAAGCUUGGAUCCAGUCGGGCAAGGACGACGUCGAGGCACGUGAAAUGUACGACGAUGCUGUAUCCGCUAUAACUGAGCACAUGAUCAAGACAUCACCUGGCAAACUUGUGUACGUGUCGGAUUUAAAAUACGACAGGCUCGAGCACAAAAUGGGUCAUUUAGCUUGCUUCGCCGGCGGUAUGUUUGCUCUGGGCGCUAAAACUCUGGAAAACGAGUUGUCUGACAAAUACAUGAACAUCGCCGCUGGUUUGACCAACACGUGUCACGAAUCAUAUGACAGAAGCGCUACGAAACUCGGCCCUGAAGCUUUCCACUUUAUCGAAGGCAACGAGGCCAGAAGCUUAAAGAAUGGCGAAAAAUAUUACAUUCUACGACCGGAGACCUUCGAAUCCUACUUCGUAAUGUGGCGGUUAACAAAGGAUCCAAAAUAUCGCGAGUGGGGUUGGGAGGCGGUUCAAGCAUUGGAAAAGCAUUGUCGGGUUCCCGGAGGAUUCACGGGGCUUAACAAUGUUUACCUAGUCGACUCGGCGAAAGACGACGUCCAACAAAGUUACUUCUUUGCUGAAACAUUGAAGUAUCUCUAUUUGCUCUUCAGCGACGACGAUCUCAUAAGUCUUGACGACUGGGUAUUUAACUCCGAGGCUCAUGUGCUUCCUAUCAAGGGCAAUCCUCUGUACCGCCCAGCUCCCUCUUUAUAAGCCAGACAAGUUCACAACAGAUUGAAUGAUACUGACAAUUCUCGUUUGGCAGUGAUGGAACCGACAGAGAGAUAUAUAUAUUAUAUAUAUAAUACGACGAUACACAGUGGAUCAGAAUUAAAUAGUGACAAAAGACUGAAGAAAUUCACUUCGAAUUAACGAGGCGCUCUUUCCGUCAAUUCUUUCUAUACUUAAUAUUAUAUCGAUUGCGAAAAAAUAUAUGCGACGAAACAAAAAUGCAACUGCAUUUUUGUUCCUCUAUUUUCCUUUAUUCGUUAUCCUAAAAGCGUUAACUUGAUGAUAAUAAAGAUGUUAUUUGUAUAAACAGCGUUACGCGACCUAUUCCGAUUUUGACCCAUUGUGUAACACAAUAAAAACUGCGAAUUAAUGAAGAGAACGAAGAAGAAUUAGUCUGCCCUUCGAUUCGCGCUUAGAGCGAUUCGAAUACAUUUUAAAUUAAAAUAAUUAUUUUAGGUAAACGAAAGAGAGAAAAAAAGUCAGAGAGUAAGAGAGAGAGUGAGAGAAAGAAAGAGCGCGAGGAGAAUGAGAGUGAGAAAGAGCAGAAUGAAAAUGUUAACGAAUGUUAUUUAAGCCACACGUUUGUAAAUAGCAAAAAUAAGGAAAGUGAGAGUGAGAGAACGAGCAAGAGAGAGAGAGCUAUGAAAAUAGGAAAACAUGUUGCGAGAAUGUGAACGUUUCGCCUAUUUCUUUCCCCAACCACAGCGCAAAGCGAUCUACUUUACACUUAAAUUUAUAUUCGUAACGUUAACAUUUUUAACAUUCUCUAAAGAUCACGGCAGGGUAGUCGGUAACAGCCGCGUUCCUUUCUUUUUCGUCAAUAGUUACUCUGGACGCACAUGUAACUCUACCAGAAAGAAGCGUUAUUAAGACUGGGAAUUUUAUCACAUAUAAAAUAUGUGAUACAUUAUAUAGAUUAGAAAAGAAAAACAUUGAUUGAAUUAAUAAAUCAAAUUGUUGUUAAUAUGUUUGUUUAUGUACAAUAUUAAGUAUCUCUGUCAAUAUUCUUUCGAGCGUUAAAUUUUGACGAGUUACACUGCGUACGAAUUCAAUGGAUUGUCGUUGUUAAUUGAAACUAUGCGUGAAUUGUUUUCAUAUAAUAUGACGAAUGAGGAUAAGUUUUACGUCGACAGCAAGCAUCGAUAUAAACUUGUUUUGUAAAACUUCGGAAAUGAAACUGUCAGUCAAUCAAAAAAAAAAAAAAAAAAAAAAG
Temnothorax curvispinosus is the source of this 2394-nucleotide messenger RNA. RefSeq names its product mannosyl-oligosaccharide alpha-1,2-mannosidase IA (gene alpha-Man-Ia). Gene Ontology annotation, molecular function: calcium ion binding; mannosyl-oligosaccharide 1,2-alpha-mannosidase activity. Gene Ontology annotation, cellular component: Golgi membrane; endoplasmic reticulum. The transcript is spliced from 6 exons. The record is from RefSeq and is a predicted model, not a curated record. Lineage: Eukaryota; Metazoa; Arthropoda; Insecta; Hymenoptera; Formicidae. The coding region runs from base 60 to 1163 and encodes 367 amino acids. Gene Ontology annotation, biological process: N-glycan processing; carbohydrate metabolic process.